GUCGCUUAAUAACUGUUGCUUCGUUCAUAUAUUCAUUAAUAAAAUAACGCACAUUGAUGGAAUAAAAACAAUAAUAAAAAAAAAUACAAAAAAAAAUAAAUGAAUUUUGUAAAUGCAUUUAAAAUAAAAGGUGAAAUAAAAGAAAAAGCCUAAUACUUAUACCUAAACAAAAAAAAAAACUAAAAUCGCAUAAAUAUAAUUUAGUUUCUCUAAUAAAGGUUGUUUUCAAAAAGUUAAUAAAAUUUGUUAUUUAAAUACAAAUAAUUAUUAAUACAUACAUAAUAUAAGAACUUAGUAAAAAAAAAAGGAAUAAAGAAAGAAGACGACAACAUGAUAUUAGGAUUACAAGUUUCAGUUCUUAUUUCAUUUAUCUUCAGCAUUCUAACAGAGCUUUCAUGUGCUCAACAAUUUUAUCAAUCACAACAGAAUCAGCAAAAAGAUGCACAAGUUGUAUUAGAUAUAAAUAAUAGAGAUAGAGCAAGUGGGCAAGUUGUUGCAGCAAUUGGUGAUUCUGCAACAAUAAUAUGUCAAAAUCCAGGGAAAUUUGAUUAUUGCCGAUUUGUUGUACCAAGUCCUCUAGAACCAAAUGGAAUAAAAACCUAUGUGUUAUCAGAUAAAUUUCAUUCGACAGAUCCAAAUAUAGCAUAUUUUGGAAAUGGUUUAGAUAAUGGUCAUUGUGGUAUUAGAAUUCAAAGUGUUCAAGAACAAUUAAAUGGCAAUAUAACAUGUUCAGCAGCUGUUGGACCAAAUGAAUUUUCAGGAUUAGUUAAUCUUUUCAUUGCAAGAGCGCCACUAGAACCAGUUAUUGAACAGGAAGGACCACCAAGUCGGAAUGGAUAUGAAGUCGGUCAGAGAAUCACAUGGAAAUGUAUUGUUAGAGAUGGACGUCCACCAGCUCAAAUCCAAUGGUUUAUUAAAGAUGGUGAACAGUAUUUACCAAUAAACUCAAUGAAUCCACGUCAUCGUUUCGAAACACAAGAAGAUUUUUCAAGUCAAUUAUUUACAAGUAUACAAGAACUGGAAAGAACCAUAUUAGUUGAAGAUGACGGAAAAUUUUUAGUUUGUCGUUCAAUACAUGAGGCAACAAGAAAUAUUGCCGAAGCUACAACACAAUUGAUAGUUAAAUAUGCACCAACUGGACAACGAGAAGUUGAUAUUUAUGGAUUACAAUUAGAAAAAUCAAAUUCAAUUACCGUACAAAUUAAAUCAAAUCCACGACCACGUAUUGAAUGGAAAAUUGAUGGUGAUAUUAUUGAAGAACGUGGUACAAGAGAUCGUUUUAUAGCACCAGAAUUACAACAAGUUGGACCAAAUUUAUAUAAUGCAACAUUAACAAUAUCACCGCUUAUGGUCGAAGAUUUAGUCAAAACAUAUUAUUUGUCAGCUUUUAAUGAAAUUGGUAGAGCUGAAUUUAGUGUUAGAAUUAGUUCGGCUGAUACACCAGCUGAAGGUCUUGAAAUUGGUGCAAUUGUUGGAAUCGUAGUCGUACUUGCAAUACUAUUGAUUGUUAUACUUUUGAUUGUAUUUGCCAGAAUGACAGGAAAAUGGUGUUUUGCCCCAAAAUCUACAAAAUCUUCUACAAGUGAAACUCCAGAUGAAUUUCAAUAUACUAAGAAUAAUGGUAAUACUACUAAUAAACAAAUAAAUAAAAAAGGUAAUAAUGGUGGCGGAGAUCCUAAUGUAUCACUUUUACCAAAUCAAUCGAAUGAUGCGAAUGUCAUUCAAAUUGAAAAUAAUCAAGAUAAUUAUGAUAAUCAAUCGUCAGAUGAUGGUGGAAAACCACCAUCAACAAUAUGUUGUGGUUUAUUUAAUAAAAACAAUAAUGAUAACGUUCAAUAUACAUUAACUACAAAUCGUGAAUUUUUUGAUUCUGAAAAUGCUGUUUAUAAUUCAACAACCGUUCCAAUUGAUAAAAAUGAUAAGGGUGGUGAAAAAAGAUUUUCAAAAAAUAAGAAACCAAAUUCUUCACCACAAUUAAGGCAUACAAAUAUGAAAAAUCGUACAGCACAAAAUCGUACCGCUUCAUAUGCCGAAGCAGUUGGCUUAAAAAGAGCAUCCGAUUAUCAAGGAAAUCGUCAACAACCAUUACAUAAUCCUAAAGAUGAUGUUGAAUUAGUUACAAGUAGUAUGUUACAUAAUCAAAAUGAUGAUCCAUCAAAUGUAAAUAUUAACAAUGAUAUUUUACUUAAUGAAUUAAAUAGCCGUUUAAAAAAUAAAAAUAAAAUUGAUGAUACAAAUAAAUAUAAUCAAACACAACCACCAGAUGUAAUUACAACUAGUUCUGGACGUAAUAAUUUACAAAAUAAUAAUGAUAAUCAAAAUAUUGAUAGUAGUAUAACAUCACCAUCUCGUAAUAGUAAAAUUGAUUUAUUGACACGUGGUAAUGAACUUGGAAUACCUGGUAAUACUGUUAUACCUGGAGAUUCAUCAGUUGAAUCAAGAUUAUCAAAAUGGAUACCAAAAGAUCAAAGAGAAUUAUUAGAGAAGCAAGCACGUAUUCUAUCAAAUUUCCGUACACCACCUCCAGUCCCUGAAAAACCAACAAAUAAUAAAAAAACAAUUGAAAAUCAAAGUAAUAAUGAAGUUAAUGAUAAUAUAGUGGAAGAAAAUUCGAAAUCAACAAUUCCUCCAAUAACUACAAAGACAAAAAUACCAGUUGAUUCAACGAAACCAUUCGAAACAGAAAUAUGAAAUUUAAUUUUAUUUAUAAUUUGUUUUGUACAAUAAAAUUUCCUUAAGUUAUAGAUUUUUAAAAUCUUUUGUAUAAUGGACAAAAAUUUAUUAUGUUUCGAUAUUUUAAAUUUCGAAAUUUUAUUAUAAAAUGGCUGACUUAAUAUUUUUGAAAUUAAAUUUUUAAUUUUUUACAUUUUAUUUACACCAUAACACUUUUAAAUUUUUUUAUUUUGUAUAUUUUAUUUUGAAAUAAAUUAUUUUUAUAUUUUGAGUUUCAUAUUGCAAUAAUAUAAUGUUGCAGUCAAUCCAGAUAUUUAUAUUUAAAGGGAAUUCCAUGUAAUACUGCACUAAAACACAAUUCAGCUUAUUAGUUUUAAUUGCUGAAUUGUGUAUUAAUAUGGUUACUGCAAUUUUGAAGACAGGGAUAUUUAAUAAAAAAUAUUAAAUAAACAAUUAUAAUUAUUUUUUUUUUUAUUAUUAAUUUCUUCAGUUUCGAAAUUAUUAUUUAGUGUUAAUGUGUAAAUAAAUAAUAAUAUUUUAUUAAUAUUGUUUACUGUAUUGAAAAAAAUAAGGAAGAAAUUGUUAUUUUUUAUUGUAAUAAAUUUGUUUUGUUUUUUAUACAAAAUAAUAAAAAUUCAAGAUUUAUGUACAUAGUGCAAUUUAUACUAUAAUAUAUGUUGUCUAAUAUUAAUUUGCAAGCAUAUUUUUUUUUUUUGUUAAAAUUGAUUUUGCAAAAUUUUACGAAAACAAUUUUUUAUUCGAAAUAUUUAUAAAUAAUAUUGUAUGUAUAUUUAUAAUAUAUUUAAAAAUUGAUACACAAUUAAAAAUUCAAAUGCCGCCUGGAAGGCUCAUAACACCUCCUUCAUUUCGAACAUUUAAGUAAUUCUGCCGUAAAAAAAUAUUAUUAUUGUUAACACAAAUGCAAAACUUUUAAUUUGGUUCAUGUCCAUAAUAAAUUUUCUGAUUUUAUAAAGAAAUUAUUAAAUCAAAAAUAAAUUGAAUUCAAAAAGUAAAAUUUAAUUUUUAAACAAAAAAAAUUUAUAUAUAUAUAUAUAUAUAUAUGUAUAGUUUGUUAA
Molecule: messenger RNA, 3749 nt
Organism: Condylostylus longicornis
Lineage: Eukaryota; Metazoa; Arthropoda; Insecta; Diptera; Dolichopodidae
Gene: Fas3
Exons: 7
Coding region: 331-2691 (786 amino acids)
Source: RefSeq, a predicted model, not a curated record